CCAGUAUACAAAUCUCGCGUGGACCCACCGUCACCUGUUAAUAAAAAAGAUCUCCAGAAGAACCGUCUAAUCACAAUGAAUUACAACGAAAGACAGAGUCCGCAAUCAAAAUGGGAUAAUCAAGAGGCUUAUUAUCAUUGGUACCCACUUUUAUCAAUUAUUGCAAGCAAAGAAUUGUUCGGUGACCAACUAAGCGCUGUCGGUCGACUGCUAAUCAGCGUAUCGGUCAGUCACGCUGAUUUUGAAGUCUAUGACGCCACAGGUUUAACAGUAACUGAAAUGGUGGCCAGCAGUAUAGACGACAGUGUGAACAGUAACAACACAGCAUGUCUGAAUACGAUCUGGACACGAGAUUUGAGGUUGAUGAUUUCGGCGAAUAUUGCCGACAAGAAGUCGAAAUCCAGCAAUAUCAGUUUGAGCGUUCAAAAAGAAAAAGAUUUUAGUGAAAUCGACUCUCAAAAUGACCGCUUGGGUAACAAAGAAUAA
Molecule: messenger RNA, 486 nt
Organism: Pecten maximus
Lineage: Eukaryota; Metazoa; Mollusca; Bivalvia; Pectinida; Pectinidae
Exons: 2
Coding region: 76-486 (136 amino acids)
Source: RefSeq, a predicted model, not a curated record